Brassica napus (rape) is the source of this 1411-nucleotide messenger RNA. Its product is annotated as glutamine synthetase cytosolic isozyme 1-3-like. Gene Ontology annotation, molecular function: glutamine synthetase activity. The record is from RefSeq and is a predicted model, not a curated record. NCBI's taxonomy places the organism in Eukaryota, Viridiplantae, Streptophyta, Magnoliopsida, Brassicales, Brassicaceae. Gene Ontology annotation, cellular component: cytoplasm. Bases 16 to 1155 code for a protein of 379 amino acids. The transcript has 8 exons.
AAUUUUGACACUAAAAUGGUGUCAUGGGUUGGAGAUGCCCUUAGACAAACACUGAUUGAUUAUCUUUCUCUUUUCUCUCGUGACGGCGCCAUGUCUCUCCUCUCAGAUCUCGUCAACCUCAACCUCUCUGACUCCACCGAGAAAAUCAUCGCCGAAUACAUAUGGAUCGGUGGAUCUGGAAUGGACAUCAGAAGCAAAGCCAGGACACUACCAGGACCAGUGAGCGAUCCAUCAAAGCUGCCUAAGUGGAACUACGACGGAUCCAGCACCGGUCAAGCCGCCGGAGAUGACAGUGAAGUCAUUCUAUACCCUCAGGCGAUAUUCCGUGAUCCGUUCAGGAAAGGCAACAACAUUCUGGUGAUGUGUGAUGCUUACACGCCGGCAGGGAAUCCAAUUCCGACCAACAAGAGGCACAACGCUGCUAAGAUCUUCAGCAACCCCAAAGUUGCCUCUGAGGAGCCUUGGUAUGGGAUUGAGCAAGAAUACACAUUGAUGCAGAAGGGUGUGAACUGGCCCAUUGGUUGGCCUAUCGGUGGCUUCCCUGGCCCACAGGGACCAUACUACUGUGGUGUGGGAGCUGACAAAGCCAUUGGUCGUGACAUCGUGGAUGCACACUACAAGGCCUGUAUUUACGCAGGUAUUGGCAUCUCUGGUGUCAAUGGAGAAGUCAUGCCUGGUCAGUGGGAGUUCCAAGUCGGUCCUGUUGAGGGUAUUAGUGCUGGUGACCAAGUCUGGGUCGCUAGAUACCUUCUCGAGAGGAUCACUGAGAUCUCUGGUGUGAAUGUCAGCUUCGACCCUAAACCAGUCCCGGGUGAUUGGAACGGAGCUGGAGCUCACUGCAACUACAGCACGAAGUCAAUGAGGAACGACGGAGGAUUAGCUGUGAUUAAGAAAGCGAUAGAGAAGCUUCAGGUGAAGCACAAGGAGCACAUUGCUGCUUACGGUGAAGGCAACGAGCGUCGUCUCACGGGGAAGCACGAAACUGCAGACAUCAACACGUUCUCUUGGGGAGUGGCGAACCGUGGGGCUUCGGUGAGAGUGGGGAGAGACACUGAGAAAGAAGGCAAAGGUUACUUCGAGGACAGAAGGCCAGCUUCUAACAUGGAUCCUUACGUUGUUACGUCCAUGAUCGCUGAAACCACCAUCCUCGGUUAAACCACACACAUUUAGUAAUAUUUGAUUUUCUCCGGUUUGGUUUUAUGAUUUGAAUACUGUUGUGCUUGUGAUCGCGGUCUAUUUCGGUUUCAAUAAUUCUUAUGACGACAUUUUGUGUUUUUUCUUCUUCUUAGUUUCGAAUAAUUAAAUAAGGGUAUUCAUGCGGUGAAAAAAGUCAAUCAGCGACUUUUGUGUUGUUGUUGUUUUGAAAUGAUAAUAAUAAUAACAAAGUACGGCCUGGCACGUUGGAGGUUAA